AUGACUUUCUUUCUGCUUCACACCAAUUCUUUUCUUCUUGGAGUACUCUCACUAAUUCCAACGGCUUAUACAGCAUGUAUCUUAAGUGGUGAUGAAACUACUAUUAAUGAUCUACUCUCUAGUGGAGGUGCCAAUGCCAUAGUAUCUCUCUGUGCCAAUAGCGUAUUCAAUCUGAAAAAUCCAAUCGUUUUUACAGCUCCUAAUCAAGAAUUAUCUACACAAGGAUAUUCUACAGACUCUACACGUGCGACUCUUGUUGUCACUGGUGUUAAUCAGACUGCUGCAAUUAUAGGUAACUGCGAUCAAUGUUCUGGUUUGAGACUUCGAAACAUCCAAGUGAAUGGUAACAGACCAGCUCUAGGAUUAUUUGAGGGUAGUGCGAAUAUUGAGAUUGGAGGACCUACUAGUAACCAACUUGUGGACCAUGUACAUUCCUACGAACCUCGAGGAUGGUCAUGUCUGCAUAUCACCGAAAGUGGAAUAAGUGGUUGCAGGAAUGCAACUAUUACUAACAAUGAAAUAGGUCCCGCAGGCGAUUCUGCUGGUCAUUGGGCAGAUGGCAUAUCCAUGGCGUGCAUAAGUAGCUUGGUUGCAAACAAUGUAAUUACAGAUGCUACAGAUGGUGCUAUUGUGAUUUUUGGUGCUCCUUUUACCACAGUCAAAAACAAUACUAUCAUUGCUAUAUCUCGCGUGAUUCUGGGUGCUAUCAACAUGGUAGAUUAUGAUCAAUAUUCCGGAGAUUAUACUGGUGCUACAGUUACGGACAAUACUAUUUGGGCUAAAUCAGCAUUCAUUAAAACAGGUAUUUCUAUUGGCCCAGCUGUGUGGGGAGCAGAUAAAACAAACUACAACCGCAAUGGUAUAGUUCGUCGCAAUACAAUUAAGGGUGAUAAUAUGGGUUAUGGUAUUAUUGUCUCUGGUGCACAUAAUUUUACUGUCUUAGACAAUAUCUCUACCGCGAAUUACAGUGGUGCUUUUACUUCGAGUUGUUACACGCCUAAUAAUGCGCCUCCAAUGGCAUUUCUAAAAAUCGAACUUGGCUUCGAGGAAAGUUCAUGUGUACCAAAUAAUAGUGAUCAAAUAACAUCUCAAACAUUGAAAAUCUAUAAAGCUUACUUUGAAGUACCAUGUCUUCAAUAUACAGAACAAUUUUAUCGUCAAGAAACAGCUAAUUUUGUUGUUCACAAUUCUAUGUAUCACGAUGGAUUGAUGAAGAAUAGGCGUGUAACAUCAGAAACUUGCCUAUGUGAUUAUAUAGUUCGAAUUGAAUGUCAAACAUGUCAAGGUACUUUACCAUAUGAUUCAUGUUCGUCAAAUACAGCAUGUGGUUGUCUUCGUCUAGCAUCUAAUAAUGAUAAUAGUAGUAUAUGUGCUUAUCUUUCUUUGAGUUGUUCUAAAUUGAUUUCAUGUGCUCCUAACAACCAAACGUGUUAUCAACCGAGACAUGUUUGUGUGGAACAUCCACGAUGUCAAAAUCGUCCUCUAUGUUAUCCAAUUGAUAUGACUACUAGAGAAAUAUGUCCUCUUGUACUACCAACAACAACAGGAGCAACUACACCAAUGAUACCUGAUGAUGGUAUAUGUGCGAGUGCAAAAUGGAAUCCUAAUGGAACUACUGUUAUCGGAGGAAAAGUUUCUGUUAUAAAUGAAUAUUCUAUGCCUGGUACUUCUAGUGGUCAGGUAGUUGCUGGUGGUAAUGGACCCGGCAAUGGCACUCAUCAACUUGCGUAUCCGGAAGGUUUUGCUAUUGAUAAAAAUGGAAGUCUCUUUAUUUGUGAUCCAGGAAAUAGACGUGUUCAAAGAUGGUAUAACAAUGAUGAUCAUGGAACUACAAUCAUGUUUGAUACUCAUUGUUGGGGAAUUGUGAUUGAUGAUGAAGGAUUAGUGUAUAUUUCUGACUCAGUUGAUUACCAUCGUGUAAUAACAUGGCCCGAUGGUAGAACAGUCGCAGGUGGAAACGGAGAAGGAAAUGCAUUGAAUCAAUUAUCGAAUCCCUAUCUGAUAUUUGUUGAUCAUAAUCGAUCGGUUUUCGUUGCUGAUGGAGGCAACCACCGUGUAAUGAAAUGGUCCGCCGGAGCCACUGAAGGUUUAAUUGUUGCAGGCGGAAAUGGAGCAGGACAUGAACUCAAUCAGUUAGGUGAACCUUCCUCGGUUAUUGUUGAUCGAAUGGGUACACUUUAUAUAGGUGAAGCUUUUAAUGCGAGAAUUACACGUUGGUUCAAAGGAAGUAAAGAGGGUAUUGUUAUUGUUGGUGGACGUGGUGAGGGUAAUCAUGCAGAUCAGAUAACAAAACAAUGUGAUAUGGCAUUUGAUCGUGAUGGAAACUUAUGGGUAGCCGAUUAUUUUAAUCAUCGUAUACAAUUUUUUGCGAUAGACAAAAGUUCUUGCAAAUCACGUAAGUACACAGUUCCUUUUCUGAUCAAUGAAUCUAUCAUUAUUGUCACAUUUUAG
Molecule: messenger RNA, 2451 nt
Organism: Rotaria sp. Silwood1
Lineage: Eukaryota; Metazoa; Rotifera; Eurotatoria; Philodinida; Philodinidae
Source: the annotation of a GenBank genome assembly